Symbiodinium natans is the source of this 360-nucleotide messenger RNA. The record is from the annotation of a GenBank genome assembly. NCBI's taxonomy places the organism in Eukaryota, Dinophyceae, Suessiales, Symbiodiniaceae.
AUGGCCGACCUCCCUCGCUGGAUCAACAGCUCCAAAGUGGAGACGCCGGCCAUGUUCAUGGCCUACGUCCAGUGGCUGGGCAAGGAGCUCCAAAAGGCGGAUCCCGAGACGUACCCUGAGGACAAGCCCGUGAUCGUGCCCGAGGAGAAGCAUCACCUUCCCACCGUGAUCCAUCGCUCCGACUAUGUGACUAGUUUGAAAGCAAAUGAGAAGCUUUGCACGGCCUCGGAGUGCGAGAGAUGUCAGUCAGGUCGGGGCGGCUAUCAGUUCCGAUGGUAUUCGGCCCUCUGGUACGAGGGCUACCUGAAAGGGAGGCAAAGAGAAGACAGGUGGACUCUUGGAGACCCUGAAGAUGGAUGA